AUGAUAGAGCAGCCAGGUUCAUCAAGCGAAGAAAAACUACCAGUUAUUUCCACACCAACAAAGACGACUUCUUCAGACGCUGCUGUGGAACAAGCAACUACGUCUGCAGUAGAACAGCCUGGUACAUCAAGUACUAAUAUUCCAUUGCAGAGAACAUCACCUACUAUGUCGUCUUUAUAUGUUGAUGUGGAACGCACCUCAAUUUUCCCUUCAGUAUUGUAUUAUCCAUCUCCGUUUAAAAGAGCCCUGCGUUGCAUACACUCAGAUGAUAAAGCAGGACCUGGCAAAAAACGAAGGGAAGUACUACCAGCAGUUGUCACAUCUCCACAAAUGUUGGAAUAUUUUAAACACAAAGAAGGCAAUAAAAAAGGCGGAGCUUAA
Messenger RNA from Psylliodes chrysocephalus, 381 nucleotides. The record is from the annotation of a GenBank genome assembly. Lineage: Eukaryota; Metazoa; Arthropoda; Insecta; Coleoptera; Chrysomelidae.